GGCCGCCGCUAUGGCACGUCCAAAGAUGAAGGUUCCAACAUUCAGCAACCUCUUUAAACUCGCAGAAGACGACACGACCUCGGUCGACGGGCACUCAAACACCUCGCGAUUAUCGCGACGGAGCAGCACGACGAGUAGCAUGAGUAGGAGUGCGAGCACUGUUGAGACUUACCGGUAUAGAAACGGAGAGAUCGUCGCUGACAGCGAACCACGCGACGUGUUAGCGUCAAGGGAAGAGAGGCCCCUUACGCUGAACCCUGGGGGACAAUUUGGCACCCAGCCUUCGUUGGGAUUGGCGAAUGUGCAUGUGGGAUCAGAUCCCGUUGGCCAUGUCCAGCCUAUUUCUAAUUCUCAUAAGAGUGGGGGCUCGGGGUGGAGGCCGGCGAGUGGGAGUACGGGCUCGACACAACCACCGCCUUUGACGCCGGCACAGAGUAGUAUCAAGAGCUUUGAGAGUGCUAGUCCGAAGAUGGGGAUGGAGAUGAAGUUUCCGCAUCCGCAUAUGUAUGUGAAUGGGUUGAGGAGUAAGCAGCCUUCGACUACGCCAGCAUCGACGGUGUCGGGGCGGAUGGAGAGUAUGACGGAGAGAGCGAUGCGGACGCAGGAUAUUCCGAGGAGUGACGGCACCGUCUGCACGGAUUUGGACGAAUACGGUCCACGAAUUACGCGACAACAGGCAAUCGCACAAUCUUACCGACAACCAUCCACCAUGCCGCAUUCGUCGUCCGUAUCCUCAAAGUCCGGCAAAUCAAAACUCAAGAUCCCUACUUUCUCGAAUUUGGUACGCGUACAGCAACCACAGUCACAACUUUCAUCAAGCCCAGCACCACCGAGUAUGAUGCCGCCACCACCACCGCCUGGGCCGCCGGUUGUGUCAGCGAAGAGUUCGGCGAGGGAUUUGCGGGAUUCAGGGUUUGAUGAGUCGAAUCGGUUAUCACGGACUUCGACGAACACCACGCACAGGGCUUCACCAUCCCUUGCCCCUGCUCCAUUCGAACCAGAACGAAGAGAGAGUUUAAGAAGUCAGAGGAGUGUGGCGAGCAUGCGGUCGAUGCAGAGCAUGAGCACGAGUACCACACGUUCGGGAGCAGCAGGAGCGGAGAGAAAACAUGUUGUGUUGAAGCAGAAGAGUAGUAAGGCGUUGAAUUGGGGCGAUGAGCCGGCGCUGCCGACGUUUAGGAUAGGAGACGUGCCGAAAACCGUGCUGCCGCCGCUGCCACCUUCGCCGACAAUACAGCAGGGGUCUGGGCUUGGGAGGAGACCGAGUGCAGCGACCACCAACAGCGCAGGAUCAAUGCCGAGUCCGGGACUGAGAUUGGGAAUGGGGUUGGAGAGUUUCCCGGGUGUACCGAUUGUGAAGGAUCGGACUGUGAUCAGACGGAAAAACAGCCUGGGUCUGAAUAAGAAUCUGCCGCCGGCGCCGGUUGCACCACCGCCGCCUGUUGGGUUACCCCCUACACCACGGGGUCCACCACCACCGCCAAGUACGGGGAUUCCGGGACCGCCUGUAUCUGUCGCGCCACCGAUUUUCGUGGAGGAUGUUAGGAUGCUUAGGGGGAGACAACGGUCACUGCCGAGGGAGGAGAGUCAGGUGCGAACUCAACCGGUCAUGACGCAGCAAGUUGGGGAGGUGAAAAGGACGUAUGUCGCUGUUGACGAGAGUCCGACGUUAGGGCAUGCGGAGCUGGAUCUGGGUGGACUUGGGGCGGGAGAGAGGAUUGGGGAUGCGUUGUUGGAUGAUAUGUUGGAGGAGUUGAUGCUUCUUGAUGAUGAGUAUGCGCUGGCGCAUGAGCAGCUUCACAAAGCUUCUACUACGGCGAGAGUUUUGGUGGAAGAGCCGUUGCCGAUGCAGAUACCGGUACCGGUUACGCCGAGGAAGGUGGGAAGGAUUGGGGUGGGCAUUGGGAGUUUUGGAGGGGAACUGGUCCCAGACACGCCGAGGAGUAUUAAGAGGAGGAGUGAGCGGACUCAGAGGAGGGAUUUGGAGGCUUUGGAGAGGGAGUUGGAGAUGAUGUGAGGGUGAAGUGCAAAGAUACAUGGGUAUACAGACAUUUUGUGAGCGUUGGAGAGGUUUCAGCGGGGUGUUUUUCAUUUCUUCUGGGAUGUUAAGGAGUUUUGUUUGAG
This is a messenger RNA of Saitoella complicata NRRL Y-17804, 2124 nucleotides long. RefSeq lists its product as uncharacterized. Bases 11 to 2017 code for a protein of 668 amino acids. The record is from RefSeq and is a predicted model, not a curated record. NCBI's taxonomy places the organism in Eukaryota, Fungi, Ascomycota, Saitoellomycetes, Saitoellales, Saitoellaceae. The transcript is spliced from 2 exons.